Messenger RNA from Toxoplasma gondii ME49, 4831 nucleotides. RefSeq lists its product as hypothetical. The transcript has 13 exons. Lineage: Eukaryota; Apicomplexa; Conoidasida; Eucoccidiorida; Sarcocystidae. Bases 1 to 4452 code for a protein of 1483 amino acids. The record is from RefSeq and is a predicted model, not a curated record.
AUGGAGUCUGUCUCUCCAGACCUCAGUUCUCCCCUUCCUCCUCCAGAUUCGGUUUCUGCUCUGUCUCCCUCUUCUUCUCCUUCUUCUUCGUCUUCGUCUUCCUCUUCUUCAUCUUCUUCUCCCUCUUGUACUUCUUCAUCUUCUUCUCCCUCUUCUUCUUCCGCUUCUUCUUCUUUCUUUCUCUCGAUGUCUCCAGUGGGUCUUGGGAGCGACGUUUGCUGUGUCCAGACAGCUCAAGUAGAGAGUCCGUUUGCUGCAUUUUCUCCGUUUUCCUCGAAAGCACCAAGUCUCUUUCACCCCUCGAAAUACGCCGCAACGCAUGCAGGAAGAAAACAGCCAACUGCCUCCUCUGUCUCGGGGACCUUCCUCUCUCUUAUCUCUCUGAAACUUGCUUCCUUCUCAGAGAAGCCCAGCCAUGCACAUCGCUCGAAGGAAACUGCUGAAGGGAACCCCACAAAGACCGCCUGUGCACAAGAGACGCCUCUUCAGCGAGGCGCGGGGGAAUGUGAAAAGCAAGAAGAAGAGAUUCGAGUCAGCGAGAGUCCGUGGAGCCUAGAGAUCCCCUUUCGGAUCUUCUGGCGCUUCAACAAGAUACCAGACCUCAACACUCUCGAACAUGUCUCGUCGGUGACUUCUACCUCUUCUCCUCCAACGUAUUCAUCCUCUUAUCCCUCGUCUUCCUCCUCGCCUUCCUCCUCGUCUUCCUCUUCUUCUCCCUCUACAUCUCCUUAUUCGUCAUCCUCUUCUUGCGCUUCUUCCUCUCCUAUUUCCUCAUCUACUUCUUCUGCUGGUCGUCCUGCGUCGUCUUUUGAGUGCGCGGCGGAUGCGUCUUCGGUACCUUUUCUCGGCAUGCGUUGCAUGCACAAGUCAGCAACGCAGAUGGCCGAGAGAGGAGGACCUGAGGACGCUACGGACGCCUUGUUUAGGUGGAUGCCCAACUCACGAGAAACAGCUCCAUGUGAAGCGGAAGCUGUCUGCGAGUGGAGUGGAGGAGAAGAACGCCCUUUCGAAUCCAGCAGCGAAGGCAGCAGAGGAAACGGUCGCGGUCUCGCAAGACUGGGAGGCGAGGAAACACCGCAGGCUUCUCCCCGUUCUCCCUCCUGGGUGUCUGCAAGUCAUGGAGCACGCGUCUCUUUUGAAAACAUUCUCUGCUUGCACAGCUGGAAGAUCUUCUGGACUGCUCCUUGUCUGCCUCCUUCUCUGCAUCAAAUUCCAGAGCCGACGCUCUUUCUCCUCGCGCGGGUAUCCCCGCCUCGAACGCUGUGUGCGCCCUCCACCUCGCCUUCUCAGUCGACUCUUUCUUCCAGUCCGAGUUCUUCCUCUUCCCACACAGAUCCGGUCGAUUCUUUCCACUCACAUUCUGCAACUUCUGCGCGCCGCGACUUCUUGGAGACUUCUGUCUCGCCAGGCUGGUUUCUUGUCGCUCCUCUUGCGGACGCAGACGGAGACAGCACAGCUUCCCUGCGAGGCCCUCAGAAUGCAGAGGAGACAUCAGAAACUGAUUUCGUUCUCCAGGUAACGACCGGCAACUCGUGCAAGGCCCUGCGAGACGGGGCUCGCGUCCUCCUCUGUCUCCACUCCGACCGUCCUCUGCCCAGCCUUCUUCGCCUCUUCGGCUACGUGGCGUCAACCCUGCUGAGAGGCACUUGUCUCCCUCGAGACAUGAAACUCGGCAAAGAAGGGAGCAAGAAAGGAAGAGGAAAAUGGUCUUCUGCUGGCUUUCGAGUCUCACAGCCGCAGAUCGGCUGGUGUGUUCCAAACAUCCCGCCUUCCGGUCCUUCUCUUCUUCUCUCUCAACUAGGGUGGUGCUCAUGGGAUGCCUAUGGCCACGAGAUGUCGCCAGCUUCACUUCGCGAGACUAUCGAAAUGGUGCAGCCUGGCUGGGCUCUCGUCGACGACGGUUGGCAGGAAACCAAGCCGUACCCGCCUUCAGAGGAUGGCGGAAACUCACAGGCGAUCCAAAGCUUCGACGGAUUUGCGGCGAAGGGCCUCUACCCCAUGGGCGAAGUCGUCCAGUCUCUGAACGUGAUUCUCAACCGGCCUUUCCUACGUUGGGCGCGAGUCAGAGCAGAAGGUGAAAACAUGAAAAAUGAACGCAGCAACAAAUUUGAACACGGAACUGCUCUCCAUGCUCCGAAGCUCUCCCACAAGCAGAAUGUAACGGCCUCCCAGACGAACGCCAGCGAGACAAGGGCCAAAGAAGCGAGCGAGAAAAGAAAACAAAGACUCGAAAUGCUGAAAGAAAACGAACAAAGACGCGAGGAUUCUCCGCGAGUCCUGCUGUGGCACUGUCUCCUCGGGGGGUGGAAAGGGGUCCAGCCUUCUUUCGCGGCGCACCUGAAUCUCUCCGCACGUGAGAGGGUCCGUCCAACCUUCCCGCCAGGACUGAGAGCAGACGCUUCGACUGCUCAACUGGAGCACUGGAAACGAGAAAUGAGUGUUAUUCCUCACUCCUUGAGUCCAGCCUUCUACGACCUCUUCUAUUCCCACCUCGGAAAACUUGGGAUUUAUGGGACAAAGGUCGAUGCCCAGGCGAUGGCCGCACUUGUGUCGGAAGGGUCACUGGACUCGACGGCUGUCUCGUACCUUCGAGGCUAUCUGCUCGCAGUCCAGCAGGCCAAUGCGCGUUUCCUGGUUAGGGACUUUGGAGACGAACCGACAGCGAAACUCCCACACCCAAACGAGGAGACAGCCGAAAGACAAGGGAGUUUUUCCUCAGUGUGCCAGGAACCCAGAUUGAAGGGGGGAAUUGAGGAGUUGGGUCGGUUCGCCCUGGAAAGAGGUGACGACGGCCGAGAGAUACUGCGUGACGCAGAAGCCUCGGAAGGAGACGCCGACGCAGUCACUGAAGACAGAAGUGGAGGCCAGGUCGAAGCCACGGACAAUAUGUUGAACUGCAUGGGGUUGACCGUGCCGAAUGUGUACCUCUCUGGAUCGAUGCUUAUCAUGCGCUCUUCAGAAGAUCAUGCUUUCCAUGGAGUCGUCGAAACGGCACAGAAUGUGGCACAACACAUCUGGCACAAUGCCGCCAAUAGUUUGUGGCUUUCUCCUUUCUUCGUCACGGACUGGGACAUGUUUCGCGUCUGUGCUUGGCAUAGCCGCAUCCACGCCGUUGCUCGCAUCAUCUCGGGAGGACCAAUUUAUAUCUCUGACUCGGCAGAGUAUUUGAAAGGAAGUCUCAACGACGGCGGAGUGAAAUCUUGGCGUAAGCUCCUGCAGCAGCUGAGGCUACCGGGAUGCCCUUUACCCAUAAUAGGCCGGUGCACUGGAGCCCCGUGUCCCACGAUGGACAGUAUUUUCUUAAACCCCCUAACAACUCCACGAGGAUACAAGGUGGUGAACAACUGUCCGGCGGGCGUUCUUGUCGCAAUUUUCGGCCUUCACGACAGUGGUGCCACACCUUACAGCGCGAUCAUUACUGUUUCUGACGUCGCCGGCCACCUGCCAGUGGUCCUUGAACGGGCAAACUUAACGGGUAGUGCGUGGAUGCCAAGCCCUCUAUUGAGUGAUCGUUCGGUGGAAAGUGUCGAAAAGAGCGAAAGGUUCCCGAUGGCUUUACUGUGCACGGACUUGGACGAGACUGCAUGGGAGUGCCACGACAGUCCAAUCGGUGACCACAAAAUAAACGCCGCUCCACUCGACCGAAAGUCUGGCUGGACUGUGUCGCCUCUCUACUACAUGAGUACCCGACUGUUCGCGGUGACUCCGAUCUUCUCCACAGGCUGUCUCCUCGAGCCAAGUGUCAGUAAAUCUUCUGUCACGCUUGGCACCCCUUUGUUUGAGACCCUUCACGUGUCCCUAAUCGGGGGAAGGUCGCUUGUCUCUGUUUAUGGAGAGACCACCGGAUGUGCGAAAGGUGAAGCCGCGGCCUCAGACCCAAGAACUCAGGGGUCCAGUGGCCCAACUACGAUUGUUUCUCCUCUUGCUCCUCCUCUUGUGUUUAAGUUGGUAAUGCACAGAAGGGGCACCUGGGAAGCUGGAGAGGCGAACGAAAUUGGAGUGACAUCCAAAGAACAGACAGUGCCACACUGCGGGCAUCAAAGACUGAGUUGCGACUACGCGAACGUGAAGAUGGACAACUCUCAAACACCGUGGAGCCGCGAGAGCGAGGCAAAUCGCCAUGUGCGAGUUACCGAGUGUUACACGAUUCUUCAGGGCAUCUACUUUGAGAUCCAUAAGGCGGCAAUGUUGGAAACAUGUUCGAUCCUUUUAUGGAGUGAUGGACCUCGCCUUCCAGAGUGCUGUAAAAUUCCUGCGGGUGCCGGCGGGGUCUGGAAUGAAUUUGCUGCACACGAUCGGAUCCAUGUCCGACCAGAAGAAGCAAUUCAUCCCAAGGCGAUUCAGUCGUGCACCUUCGGCGGCACAAUCUAUGAGAUUUCCUUGAAUGAGGCUAAACACAGAGAGGGACAGCUCAUGUCACCCGAUCGGACUCAUGCUUACUUUGUGUGGUAGCUGACGGCUUAUGUAAGUUUCCCUGCUCUUCUUCGUCAAAUGACUUCGACAAAGGCAGGUACUAUCUGCGUUUCCUGCUUUUCUGCACUUCACAGCUUCCUUGCAAGGCUGCUCACCUCGGUGCUGUAACGGAACAGUUCUAGUUUUUCCAGCCUCUGGUACUUGGAGCAAUUGGCAGGGCUGUCGUCGGUGACUCCAUGUGCCACGUGUAUACCGUCCCCGCUGGACCGCAGUCUAUUUAGCCCUAUAUUACGUCAGUGAAGAUUGCUCCUACAGACACGCCGGACCUCAGCGUGUCUUCAACUCCCCGACGCUCGGAGUUUACUUCCCAUUUCAUUUGCUUCUGCAAACUGCCACAUCUAACUCGUUCCUGCGUCUG